GGACUGUUUUAAGUCCCCACUAAAAAAAAAAAAAAAUGUCACCAUCCAGCACACUAAAACUUUCUUUUUCUUCUUUACACACACACACACACACAGAUGAGCAUACAAUACAGUGAAUACCAAUCCGAACUCCAAUUACCCGAGAUUAUUCACCUCAUCGAAAACGACUUGUCAGAACCUUAUUCGGUUUACACCUACCGUUACUUUAUCCACAACUGGCCCAACCUCUGCUUCUUGGCUAUGGAUGGGGAUACUUAUGUAGGCGUCAUUAUAUGUAAAUUGGAUAGACACAAGGAUAGACUCAGAGGUUACAUUGCCAUGUUGGCCGUCUCCAAAACUCAUCGCAAAAAAUCCAUUGGUUCCAACCUUGUCAAACAAGCCAUUCGUGCCAUGAAGGCCAUGGAUGCUGAUGAGGUGGUGCUGGAGACAGAAUUCACCAAUUUGGGAGCAUUAGGAUUAUAUCAACGCUUAGGAUUUAUCAAGGACAAACGACUUUAUCGUUACUAUCUCAAUGGCGUCGAUGCAUUUCGACUUAAACUCUUUUGCAAAACCAUGGUCCAAGAUUAAAUUUAAUUAAAAAAAAAAUAUAUAUAUAUAUGU
This is a messenger RNA of Mucor mucedo, 600 nucleotides long. Its product is annotated as putative acyltransfersase. The coding region runs from base 97 to 567 and encodes 156 amino acids. The record is from RefSeq and is a predicted model, not a curated record. Gene Ontology annotation, molecular function: protein-N-terminal amino-acid acetyltransferase activity. The transcript has 3 exons. Lineage: Eukaryota; Fungi; Mucoromycota; Mucoromycetes; Mucorales; Mucoraceae. Gene Ontology annotation, cellular component: NatC complex. Gene Ontology annotation, biological process: N-terminal peptidyl-methionine acetylation.